Closterium sp. Naga37s-1 is the source of this 918-nucleotide messenger RNA. Lineage: Eukaryota; Viridiplantae; Streptophyta; Zygnematophyceae; Desmidiales; Closteriaceae. The record is from the annotation of a GenBank genome assembly.
AUGGAAUCGCAAGGAGACUCGGACGACGUCACCCCGCAUGCGCCGCCUGUCAACGCGCUGCAUACCGUGGCCGGAAGGCGUGAGGCGCGCGGCGUGGAGGCGUUCAUGGAUAUGAUGAGAAGGAUCUCCAAGGACCGUGGAUAUGAACUCGACACUCAGAAACUGUACCGUGAACGUGAUAAGCAGACCCUUGCAGACGCGGAGAAGAACAAGGAGCAGGAGGAUCCAUCGCCCGCCCCGUCACCAGUUGCUGCAGAUCCAUUGGAAGAUGCCGAUGCGACUUCUGCGCCUUCUGAGCAGGAGCCAGGCCCGUCACCUAUAGCCGCAGGGCGCGAUGCCGAAGCUACUGCUGAGCCGAAGCCAGCCCUGUCACCAGUAGCCGCACCGUUCGCGGGAGGUGCUGAAGCUACCGCCGAGCCGACGCCAGCCCCGUCACCAGUAGCCGAACCGUUCGCAGGAGGUGCUGAAGCUACCGCUGAGCCGAAGCCAGCCCCGUCACCAGUAGCCACACCGUUCGCGGGAGGUGCUGAAGCUACCGCUGAGCCGACGCCAGCCCCGUCACCAGUAGCCGCACCGUUCGCGGGAGGUGCUGAAGCUGCCGCUGAGCCGACGCCAGCCCCGUCACCAGUAGCCGCACCGUUCGCGGGAGGUGCUGAAGCUACCGCUGAGCCGACGCCAGCCCCGUCACCACUCGCACCUGCCCACGAGGGUGCUGCUGAAGCUACCGUGGGACCAGAUCCUGCUCCAAAAGGCGGAGACUACCUGCCUGCACCCGUGGACGCGCAUGCCAACGCUCCCCAAGCCACUCCGGAUGCUGGCGACGUGGUGGAGGAAGGGACUGCCAUAGCUGGGGUCAACCUUGCUGCGAGGUUUAUCACAGUCACUGAGUAUCUGUUGGGAAUCAAGCACGUUAGAUAA